UGGAGACAUCGCUUCUUCAGCUUUUUUUGGCCAGCAACUUUCAAGUCGCUUGCUAACCAUGUAGCUUUUUGUCAGACUCACGUGGCUUCUUUAGCGUUAUCGGCAUCAUCAUUCUGUCACAUUUUGUGGACUAUGUCUGCUGAAAUGGACAUUUUAAGAGACGAAGAAGCGCACGAGCUGAAGUACAAGCGCGGGGGGCGUUUGGACAUGAGCCACGGCUUCCUGCACCAUAUCCGUAGGAACCAGAUCGCCAGAGAUGACUACGACAAAGAGGUGAAGUUAGCCAAAGAAGCUCAGCGGCGAAGGCACACCACAACUCCUCAACGACCCCGGCGACCUGACAUUCAGGUUUACCAUCCCCGACCAAGACAUGAAUCCGAGCCGCAGGCGAACGUCGAGGCGGAAGACUGGAAUGAGAGCGGCUCAAGCACUGAGACGGAGAUACAGGGAACUGAGCUCUUCUGGCUCGACUACCAGGCAGACUCUGGGACCGUUACGUCCGUCCUUGUGCACAAUGAUGAUAAGCCAGCGAGGGUGGUAGAACGCGUUGCUGAGAAGAACGUCAUGGAUUUAGCAAUGAGGGCAGUACUGGAGUCCCGCAUUCGAAAGGAGAUGGACAAAAGAAGAGAUAAACGCUGAGGGACAAAUUUAAGCGUGUAGUUUGCAACAGGCACGGUAGGCAAAGACCUGCCGAGAACGUCUUCAUCCUGAUUAGCGGGAAGGCUGCAAACAGCUGCCGUGAUGGAGGACCUGGAUGAUUGUGUCGCAUACGCGAGCACAGAUCCGAUCCGCACUCCUGUUGUGUUUUGAAAGGAGGGACGUGCAGCUAAAAUCAGCGAAUACAGUCAAGGGCAGUCCUAACUGCAUUUCACUUGUGGUUUUGCCGCCCUUGGUUCACAUCAUAGGGGACGCAUUGUGCAUGUUUACUUUUGAAAGAAAAAAAAACUGUUGUCCUUGACAAAAAAAAAAGAGAACAUUUCCUCUUUUGUUUAUAAAAUUGAAGUUUGAAUACAGUUGCUGGAAGUGGGAACACCACAGGGUUGUCGGUGAGUGAGUUAUGACCUUGAGCAUGUAUUUAUUUGGUUUCAUUACCUCUAUUAUAAUUUAUUUCAUUUUGUUGUCAUGUUUUUUGUUAACAGCUUUUUUUUUUUUUUACCCAUUAUUUGAAUUUGUUUAUUUAUUAUUUUUAAAAAUAUAUUUUUAUUUUUUUUUCUAUAAAUGUGUCGAGGGGCACUUUUGGAGGAGUCAUACAAUGUCAAUGUUUUCUACAUGUCACACGAACAAUAAACAAUUUGGAUACAAACGUA
Messenger RNA from Phycodurus eques (leafy seadragon), 1307 nucleotides. It is a transcript of the gene c3h2orf68, whose product is annotated as chromosome 3 C2orf68 homolog. Bases 133 to 639 code for a protein of 168 amino acids. The transcript is spliced from 4 exons. NCBI's taxonomy places the organism in Eukaryota, Metazoa, Chordata, Actinopteri, Syngnathiformes, Syngnathidae. The record is from RefSeq and is a predicted model, not a curated record.